AUGGCUAAUGCAACACAAGCACUGAGACUGCUCCAGACGCUCCAAAAGGAGCAGGGAGAUCUCAAACAAAAACUGAGUAUCAUAAGGAUCGCAGAACCCAUUUCAGAAAUCGGCGACACCAAACAAUCCCCCUCGAAACGAAGAUCGGACGUCUCGAUAUCAAACCUCAGUGACCCGACUCCUGCCUCUUUAAAGGCCGAUCUUACUCACUACAAGGAACUAUUUUCCAAAUUACGAUUCUCCUACCUCGAACAAGUCACAAAAGAAAAAUUUCUACGAGCAAUCGUCGGCGACCCUCCUCUCGUCGUGGGACACAAUGAGAAUGUGGAACUGGAGAUACAGCUAGCGGGGGUGAAAGCAGAGCUAAAAGCCCGAAAAGAAGAGGCGCGCGUGAUGAUCGAGGAGAUGGAGAAGAUGAGUCGGGAUUUAGCAAGUCGUUACAAAAACGUUGAAAUCCAGGAAACACAACUUACCGAUCUACCGGAAUCGAUUGAGAACCUCGAGUCCACAAUUGCGGGUCUUCGCGCGAAACAAGUCGCUAGUAUGGAUACGUCGAAUCCGCGUUCAUCGCAGAAUUUGACUCUCCCUGCGACGAUGGAAUUGUUAUCGGAGAGGGAGGCGGAGUUGGCGGCGCUGAAUAGACAGAUCGCUGCUGUGCAGAACUCGUUACCGCGAAAGACGAGGGAAGCUGAGGCCAUUGAGAGGGAGUGUUCCGUAUUAGAGAGGCGGAAGGAAGAGGCGAUCAUGCAGGCGCGCGAGGCAAGAAGGAAGAAGCAGAAGGGUGAGACGGAUGGCACGGAGGAAAUGGGGAAGUGGUAUAGAGGUGCGGAGGAGACAUUGAAGGAGAUGGUUGGCAUAGAGGGAUGA
This is a messenger RNA of Penicillium malachiteum, 867 nucleotides long. RefSeq lists its product as uncharacterized. Gene Ontology annotation, cellular component: kinetochore. The transcript is spliced from 3 exons. The coding region runs from base 1 to 867 and encodes 288 amino acids. NCBI's taxonomy places the organism in Eukaryota, Fungi, Ascomycota, Eurotiomycetes, Eurotiales, Aspergillaceae. Gene Ontology annotation, biological process: attachment of mitotic spindle microtubules to kinetochore; kinetochore assembly; protein localization to kinetochore. The record is from RefSeq and is a predicted model, not a curated record.